This is a messenger RNA of Trachymyrmex cornetzi, 666 nucleotides long. RefSeq lists its product as uncharacterized. Bases 145 to 666 code for a protein of 173 amino acids. The record is from RefSeq and is a predicted model, not a curated record. The transcript is spliced from 4 exons. NCBI's taxonomy places the organism in Eukaryota, Metazoa, Arthropoda, Insecta, Hymenoptera, Formicidae.
AAAUAUUUUACCUUUCCAAAACAAUCUGAAAUUGCUGAACAGUGGCGUAAAGCGUGCGGAAAAGAUAAUGUAAAUGUUCAAAAUGGUAAGAUAUGUUCUAAACAUUUUGAAGAUGCGUGCUUUGUAAAGCCUUUACAACAACAAAUGUUGAACUAUUCUCCUGCUAGAGCGAAAAAGUUACGUUCGGAUGCUAUUCCUACUUUGUAUCUUCCUUUAACAAUGAUUGCUUCUGUACCCGAAGAGGUGCUCGGUUCGUCAUGUGAUAUCAAUGCUUCAACCACCGCAGAAGCCUUUCAUACAGCAGUGCCUCUGCCAGUAUCGGUCGCAGACACAUGCUAUCAAGAAGUGUCUCCACAGAUGUUUAGCGAUGCUUCAUUGGCUGCUGAAACAUUUCCUUCUGGAGUAGUGCCUUUGCCAGUAUCCGGUGAUGCUUCACUUGAUACAGAUGUAGUCCAUAGAGCUCUGCCUUCUAAUAUGCAAGAUAUUCUACUCGAGAAUGCUGCAUUAAAAAAGAAAUUGUACAAUCUUGAGCAAAGAAUAGAAACAGAAGAUCAACGCUUUGAUCGCAGAAUGCAUGACCUACUGAAGACAAUUUUUACUCCAGGACAAAUCAGGCUUUUAUUGAAUCCAAAGUUGAAAUUUACUAAUAAAAAAUCAUAUUAUUAA